UGCGCGAUCCGAUCUUACCGCACAUAUGCUAAUCUUGAGCAAAUAACCUCAACCGGCGCCUAUUUUCGCAAAGGAAGAAGCUGCAAUUCGUUCGUGUGAAAAAACACUUUGCCUAGGAAAAGAACCUUUAAUCCGCCUCUACCGACAGUCAGUGGAUUUUCGUGGAUAACUCUACAUUCUGCAGUUGAUGUUCUUGUGAAAGUGAAGGUGAACAAUUGAGAAACGAAUCAAAUAGGCUGAAAAUUUUCGCACACACAGCUGUGUCAAUUUGCGUCGUGUCGUCGCCGUCGAUUGUUUCUGCACGGCUUGAUGCUUCCAGUCUGAUAGAGAAAAGGAAGAAAAUCGAUUGGAAAAAUGUUCUCCACCAAAAAAGAUAUUGAUCGGCAUGUGAAAACGUCUCUAAACAAGCUGCCGGAAAACGAGCGCUAUCUUCGUGGACUGGCAAUAGCGAGACAAUAUUUCAAGCUGAAUGAAUAUGCGAGUGCCGAGCAUUGGCUUUCCUGUUAUCUGUCGGUGCAAGAAGAUAGCGCCCCAGCACACAAACUGCUUGGCCAAUGCUAUGAGAAGCAGAAGAAGUUCGAUCGAGCUAUUACCUCCUACCAACGGUCGCUCCAGCUUGACUCGAAGCAAACCGGACUCAUUACGGAUGUGUGCAAGUUGCUGCUGAUGGAUGACAAUCUGUCUAAGCACUUAUCCAAGGCAAAGCACUGGUGUGAUUUAGCCGAAUCGGAGCGCAUCAACCAUGAGGCGGUACUCAAUCUGAAGCUAAAGGUAGCCAACAAAGACGCCACUACGGACAACAAGUUAGUGAAGGACAUCAUAUUGAAGGAAAUUCUAGCCCGACCGUUGGAUCCCUUGCUACGCGUACGGCUGGUGGAUCAUUUUCUGGACGAGAAAAAGCUGGACGAAGCGUUUAAGUAUUGUUUUGAAUUGGAGAUGAAGUUUUGCGAACCUUUCAUGCAAUCAAGCGAAUGGACAAAUGGUGUGGCGAACAUGCUGUCUAAAUACUCGGAAACGCCGGGCUCCGAUGGGCAUCAAAAGCACUGGAACUACUAUCUGCUGCAGGCGCUCGUGCUAGAUCGGCAGAUUUACUUAAACUUGCUAGCCGACUCCACGAUGGAAACGAUCAAGCGAAGCAAUCUGAAGGAAAUAGCCCAGAAACUGUUCAAGCUCGACCAAACAUUGCAACAGGUCGCGGAGAAAGGUCGUAAUGCAGCCCCGCAAAAGCAGAUGGCAGAUGUGUACCUGCGGCACUAUCGCGGUCAGUUCCUCUUGUACUCAGCUUCGUUGCUAUUUAAGGGAGCGCAGGAUCAGUCGAGUACAGGGCGCGCCAAGGAUACGAGCAAAAAGUGUCUAGCACUGUUACUAAUGGCUUACCAAUGCGGAGUUCCUAAUCCGGACGAACCAUGGUUGAAGCAGAGCAGCGAAAUGGCACGUCAUUUGUUGGGCUUUUGGAACAAACAGGCGGCAUUCCGGUGCUGCCAGGCAGGUAGUACGAUACUGUCGUGCGUCGAGGAGGGUGCCGAUGUGUCCGUGUUGGCUCAAAUACAAACCGUAACUGAGACGAAGGUAUGGACAACCGCAGAUGAUGUAGUGAAUCAGAUUCGUCAACUUUGUUCCGAUCCUGGAUGGCGCCAAAGUGUGUCACGCGCACUUUAUUCCUUCGGUGACAUCUCAUCCAAAGCGGCGUCCGGUGCGUAUUUCGUCAAAGAUAGUGUGGCCUUCGGCGAACCGCAGUAUGUACUGCCGAAACGUGAACAAGUGAACCUGUACGUAGAACUCGCACAAUCCCUGUACCCUUCCUCGCUGCCAUAUCUCGUCUAUCUGGGUCUGGUAAUCGGCACGGAAAAUUUGUCCGAAUUUCGUUGCAAUGCGUUUCCACGGUUGAACUUUUCCACCAACAAUCUCGACAACUGCAACCUGGAAACGUUGAAUCAGCUGGAUAUGGAUUCGUUCCUGUACUGUUCGAUUCUUGUUGCCCAGAGCAACCUGGAUAGCAAACGUCCGAUUACGCAGCAGCAGGGCCGCCCGGCAUUUCUUCCAGCGGCCAAUCUUACCCCGCUGUUGUGUGAGGAUAACAAGAUCGAUUGGUGGAGUGCGGCGUAUAAUUUGAUUAAGAGUAGCACAGCCAAGGAUGCGGCCACCAGUGUAGCCGAGCAGCGGCAACUCUUGCAGCACGGCUUACAAGCGAUUCGCGGAACCGGUGCUCCGCUAUGCGAUGUAAUUGUGUUGUUAAAGUUGGGCCAAGUGCUAGUGCAACGGGCGAGUGCAUCGAAGUUGGUCACACCUGAGGAACGACGUUACAUUGAGAGCCGCAGUGAGUCUGUUUAUCGUGCCGGAGUGCUGUUGUGGAAGAUGCGCAACGAAUCAUCAUACGCUGGCGGCGUGGAAUCGCACGGUGGCUCCGCUGGUUACGGUUCCGAUAUGUUCUUCAAGUACGGUAUCAAAUCUUACGAUUGUCAGCAUGAGGCGGUUAAGCUGGCCGAGUCAGCAAUCACGUUCCUGGCUACGGUAUACUUCAAGCGCGGUAGAUAUGAGGAGUUUACGCAAGACUUCAGUAGUAUUCCAUUGCCUUUCGCUGCGUAUUUUCGCGCGGAAGCUUUCAAAAAGCUGGACGAAUCGAAUAAGACGCCACUGAAGGCAAAGAAGUUCUACUCCGAGCGGGCCCGUGAAUGCAUCCGUCAGACACAGCGCUACCUGGAGUUGCCGUAUAUUGAACGCAACCAUCCGCUCAACUACGUAGUGCAGAGCGAGAUGAAACGCAUGUCGUUCGCAAACGAUUCGUUUGAUGGAAGUUUGAACACAUCGGCUAACGGAGCAGGGGUUGGAGCGAGUGGUGACGAGAGCGACCACUUCCAAUCCUUUACAUCUUCCUUGACAAAUCCUGGGCUUGCUAGUGGUGGUGGAACAGGUGGCGGUGCCUCGUUAUCGCGUAGCAUUACCGAGCGAGAUGCGGCCACUGCGACGGCGGCCGCAUCGAUGUGCCUGGCUAAAACGAAUGAUCUUGAAGCGCUCAUACGCCAGAUGAUGGAAACGCUAACGUUCGUUAAGGAGGACGUACUAGGAAUACGCAAUGACGUAGGCGACAUGCAGGACCGGUUGGUAAAGAUCGAAGAAAACAUGUUCCGCAAGUCAACGGAGUCCUCGGGAGGAAACGGUGCAGCGUCAUCGACACCGAUAGUGAACGAAACCGCGACGGUAAGUGCGGCAGCCGCCGCUGCGGCUAUGCAGGCCAUGAACGAGAUUUACAUGGAUGAGUUUCAGAGUUCCGCCUCGGCACUAGCGUACCAGCAUGCAGCAGCUGCAGCGGCAGCCGCUGUUCGUACCCCGGUCAUGGGUGGAAUGGCAACAUCGCAGCAACCCGGUCCCAGUAUACCGUACCACAAUCUGUACGGUGCCAAUGCAUAUCCCAACUACCUGCCUCAACAUCAGACGCAGCCACAGCAUCAACCGAUGCUAACUCCUCGUGGACACCCGAUGGCCGGAGCGAUGGCAGCCUCUCCUAUGCACACGAAUGCCGCUUAUCAACAUCAUCCGGAUGGUCUGCUGGUACCGGCUGGUGGAUCGCCUGCUGCCGGUGGUUAUCAGCUGCCAGCUUUCCAGCAAACAGUUCUACCAACGCAACCGGAAUCUCAGCUUUCAAUGAUGCAUUCUACGCCGACAGUAUCACAAAUCACGACACCAUCAUCGUCGAUUGGUCCAAAACCCGUCAACAGUGGCGCAAAUCUUUCAAUCGAACAAUCGCUGCAGACGCCGGCUCUUCUUAGCAGCUGGAAUAACACGUAUAACAGCACGUACAAUGCACCGACUUCCGCACCGUCCGUGCCUACUAUUUUGCCCGCGUAUCUAUCAUCCAGCGCGGAAGCAAAAGGUGGCGCACCUGUAAACGUGGUCAUUACCAGUUCGGACCCAUUACCACCUCCGCCCAGCAUAAAUAGCUCCACCUUUGCCGCCGGUUCGACUGUGCAACCGACGUACAGUGUAACGAUACCACCGCAGCACAUUAAACACAGCAACACAGGUGGCAGCAUUGGGCAGGGAACUACCGGCAAUAAUAACACACCAAAACCGGAACCUGUUCAAUCCGUUACCGUCAACACGAAAUUCCCAAUGCCUUCGAUCCUGAUGGCUGGCGGAGGAUCGAGUGAUAAAUCCAGUGCAGGCGCUGUUCCUGCGGCACUCACGCCUUCAUUCUUUGCGAACAUGAUAUCCCCAGCUAAGGCCGCAAACGAUGCCAAUCAGGGAGUUGAGGAAGACGAUGAUGACGAUAGGAACGUGUCAGGUGGCGUUGAGUACGAUCCUCGACCGGACUUCCAGCCGAUCAUUCCACUGCCCGAUGAGAUCGUUGUGCGCACGGGUGAGGAAGAUGAGGAGCAAAUAUUCAGCGGACGUUCGAAGCUGCUUCGUCUGGUUGAGCGCGAGUGGAAAGAGCGUGGGCUGGGAGAACUGAAGAUACUCCGCUCGAAAGCGGACCCGAGCAAGUAUCGGAUUGUUAUGCGCCGCGAACAGGUCCAUAAGAUCUGUGCUAAUCACUACAUCACACCGGAGUUAAUUAUCAAACCAAUGGAGAAGCGCAAGGAAUGUUACAUCUGGGCAGCGAUGGACUUUGCCGACGAGGAACCGAGAAAGGAAUCGUUCUGUGCACGCUUUGGCACUAGCGCUCUAGCGAACGAGUUCUAUACCGCGUUCAUCACAGCAAGAGAAGAGGUAGCUCGGCUGCGAGCCGAUGGUGGACAUCAACAGAGCAUGACAUCAGGUCCACCACCGGCCACAACACCGGGAAGCUUUGCCUUUAGCAGCACUCCAAAAUCCGCUGCGCCAAGCACACCGGCAUCAUCUACAGUAUCGAAACCUUUCGGAGAGUUCACCUUUGCGAAAAAUUACACACCGCCAACGCCGGUUGUUGGCACUAAAACAACCUCGAAACCUACGGAUAUUUCUACGGCCCCCACCGGAACUGUCGCUAGCGAUGGCGGUAAACCGAGCCCAUUCUCAUCAUUUACAUUUAAAGCGCAAACACAAACGGGCGGUAUAGGAUCUUCCUCUGCUCCAUUUGGUAAUAUAUUUGGUGGACUUACAGGCGUGUCUCUUGGAUUCGAGGAACGUGACUUCGUGUGUUCCCACGAAGCGCCCGUAAUCGGAUUGAAGCGUAAGGAAAAGGAGUCCGGUUUUUGGAUGGACUGUGGCGUUAGCAGCGGACAAUUGCGUCUUCUUACAUCCACGGCAAACGUGCGACUGUUAAUGCGAAACAGUGAGAAGCCUACCACCGUGUAUCUGAACCACAUCUUAAGCAAAGACGCACAGGUUAAACCUGCUGAUAAAAAUGCUUGCAGCUGGACCGCCCAACAAGAUGCUACGUAUCCUACAGCAACAGGACCGCUUAACUUUAUGGCGCUCUUUAAAACUACCGACGAUCGCGAUCGUUUCGUAAUGGCCGUGCAGAAAUUUAGCGCUAGUGCAUCUGUCACAGCUCCGGCAGCUCCGGUAACUACCAACGUCGGUUUCGGUGAUCUCUUCAAACCAAAGUCCGGAAGCUGGGAAUGUCCCGGGUGUUACUUAAGCAAUAAGGCUGAUGCAACGCUAUGUGCCGCUUGCAAUGAACCGCGUGAUCCAACGAAGAAAGAUGAACAGAAAGCUACAUUGUCCGGUGGAGGGUUGUUCGGUAAUCUUGCACCCCCGAAGGAAGGAGCGAGUAAAUUUACGUUUGGUAUGCCUCCGUCCUCAGCUACCGUAACACCGAUUGCGUUUGGUUCUGCUACCGUCGCUAGUGCAGGUGUCAAAAAAUCUCAAGAACAACCGAUCAAGCCUAUACCGGCUACUUCAACACCGGCAAAAAGUGGAGGAUUUGGCGAACAAUUCAAACCGAAACCAGGCUCAUGGAAUUGCAAUGCUUGCUAUCUAUCGAACGGUGCAGAUGCGUUGUACUGUGUGAGCUGCGAAAGCCCGAAGGAUGAUACGGUUCCGAAGAAGACGGCUGGCGGAAUGACAUCUACAAGCGGACUGCUGAAGGCGGCCGAUACAAUGCCGAAGUUUAAUUUCGCAGCCGGUGGUGGUUUUACCUUUGGCGUGUCACCAUCUACGACGGCUACCAAUGUCACUGCUGGAUCGGUGGUGACCGUGACAGCCGCUAGUACGACUACCACCACCACUACUGCCGGUAGCCUUUCGCAACAGCCGAUUUUCGGAGGAGGAUUUUCUUUCGGAAGUACCCUGAUACCGCUACAGAACACAACAGCGAGCACAGCGGAAAGCACUGUCGUCGCUACACCAGAGAAACCCGUUUUCAAAUUCGAACUACCAACACCAGCCGGAGGGCUUUCCUUCGGUUCAAAGUUAACACCGAACACUGCUGCGUCAAAGUCGGGCAGCGCUGGUGGCGAUGGGCAGGGCACUGCAACGUCAGCAAUUAGCAUGCUGGAUCCACCAGAGAAAGCUACCUUUGGGUUUGUGUUCAAGCCCAAAUCACCUGGCCGAACGCUUAGUGGCGACGGCGGUGAUGGAGUCGAGGAUGAUGGGGCCGCCGCUGAUAGCAGCGUGACGGAGGAGGAAAACAAUACCUAUUUUGCUCCCGUUAUUGCACUACCGGAUAAGGUCGAUGUGAAAACUGGCGAAGAGGACGAGCACGUGCUGUAUGCUCACCGUGCUAAACUUUAUCGGUUUAUUCAUUCUGAGUGGAAGGAGCGUGGCAUCGGUGAUGUGAAGAUUUUAAAGCACAAAGAGACAGAAAAGCUGAGAGUGGUAAUGCGGCGUGAGCAGGUGUUGAAGAUUUGUCUCAAUCAUGCACUCACCGAUGACAUCUGCUACACCUUAAAGGACGAUAAGUCGUGGCAGUUUGUAGCAAACGACUUCUCCGAAGGCACCUUUGAGAUUAUGAACUUCUGUCUGCGGUUUAAAUCUAGUGACAUUGCGCAAGAAUUUCGUGACGCGAUUACGGACGCGCUGAGCGGAAAGUUGAACGUUUCCUUGUUGGAUGGAAAAAAUGAUACGAAAAUCACAUCCCCAACGCAUAACGAUACGACGAUCACGUCCACCAGCUCGCCGAUCGGUGCAUUAAAUUUUUCCAAACUGAGCGACAUUUCACUAAAUGAUCGCGAAACGGCACAGAAACUGAAGCUGCCGGACAACUUUUUCGAAAGUUCAUCCACGCCUUGUGCCGGUUGUCGUGGAUGUGAUUCGGAUGCUUUCGUUUUUCCGACCGUAGGAGGAAUGCAGUUCGGGGCCGAAAACGACAAUGAAAUGCCUCUGCCGGUCGAUAUUAAGAGCGUAAAACCCUUACCUCCUGUGGCGCCAAGUAGUUCCCCAAAGAAAGUAUCAUUUGCAGCGUCUUUUGGUGGUGCGGCACAAAGUUCGGAAGUGUUUGGUGGAGAUAAGACAACAAAGACAAGUGUAACGGCGCCUGUUGCACCCGUACCUGGUUUGUUCUCGGGUUUAUCGUUCAAGGUGCCCUCGGCCCCUGGUAGUACUGCUGCUAGUGCGACAAAUACGUUCUUGUCCGCUGAACAAAAGUCAUCAUCAUCGCCGUUCAUGUCUGCACCUUCAAUUUUCGGUGGAGGACAGCCAUCCUCCACAACGGACCAAACACCUACGAGUGGUUCAAAUGCUAAGUUUGCGUUUGGAAGUGCUACUGGAAUUGGAUCUGCUGCUUCUGGUGGGUCAAUCUUUUCAGCAUCGCUCAAUACUACACCGAAAACAUCGUUCGUUUCUCCCCCUGCUAGUACGCUUGGAACCGGUGUGCAAGUAACAUCUACCACAGUUGACGACCCGAAAGAAUCCAAUACCAGUGUUGCUGCAAAACAGACUACCAGCAGUCCGUUGCUGCAACCCGCAUCCCUAACCACAACCCCGACAGUAAAACCGGUGGAAGGUGCAGGAACAUUCUUCGGAUCAUCGGUCAGCGGGUUCGGUUCCGGCGGUGCAGGUGUUUUCGGAUCAACAGGCGGGACGAACAUUUUCGCUGGGAGUAACAUUUUUGGUUCGAGCACAAAUACCACCAGCACACCGACGACAAAUAGCAACAGCAGUAACACUACUCCAGUAAACGCGACCAGCAAUUCGCCGCUUUUUGGCAGUGUAGCCUUUGGCGAUGCUGGUACAACUUCCGUUUUUGGUGGCGGCAGUGGUUUCACGUUCGGAAGCUUAGCCAAACAAUCGGCAAUAGCUAGUGGCAAUAGCGCCUCGAAUAACAGUAGCGAUGCAUCAUCGAUUUUUAAAAUGGAUGAUAGCGUAAGCUUUGCGACACUGGCUAGCAGCAACAGUCCAGCCUUCAGUAACGUAACGAAGCAAACGGAAGACGGUAGCAAACCUGCCGGAGGUUUCGUGGGACUAACCGUGAAGGAAGAUUUCUUUUCACGUUCUGCCUCUGGCAAGUUAAACAACAGUACAGAUGGAGGAGCUAACGCUGCGGAGCCCAGUAACGGCAAUGCAGAAGAUGCAGCGACGGGCGGUGGAGAUGGUGCUGGCGCAACCGCUGGGGAUGAAAAUUAUGAUCCGUAUUAUGCCCCCGUCAUUCAGCUACCAGAUGAGAUAGAAGUGCGCACCGGUGAGGAGGAGGAAACAAAAGUAUUUGGUGAACGUGCCAAGCUGUAUAGAUAUGAUUCGACCACGAAGGAAUGGAAAGAACGAGGUGUUGGAGAGCUGAAAAUUUUACAUCAUCCAGUGCGAAACACCUACCGAUUGCUGUUACGCCGUGAACAAAUCUUCAAGCUCGUGCUGAACCAUGCCAUCACUGGGGAUCUUGCCGUAACGCCUAUGAAUAAUUCUGACAAGGCUUUCGUUUGGGGUGCCAUGAAUCAUGCCGAAUCGCCCGGUCAGCUGGAACAAUUAGCUGCUCGGUUUAAGAACGAAAGCAUCGCGUCCGAAUUCCGCAGCACGCUCGAGAAGUGUCAAGAAAAAUUGCGCUCCCGGCCAGAUCUCGAGCCGGAUCAGGAUUAAUAAGAAUGUUUCUGUUCAGACGAAUCGCUGGGACGUUAUCUUCAUGUGCUGGGAGUUCUUCUGUUAGUAAUAUUUGUAGCGCGAUGCGUGCCGCAAAAUGCUAUACCCACAUUCACCUAAGUAACGGUUACGCUACAACAAUACUAUAAUUGAAUAACGUAUUAUGUUUUUCGGCUAUUAGUAUUCACUAUUACGGUGUUUUUAAAUAAUGCGCGUGUGUUAUGGCAAUGGUUAUGUAUCCUAAAAAUCUUUGUGUUUGUAUUAUGCUUAGGGGUAAUGCGAGUUACUACAUUGUUCAAAUUUGGCACGGUAUUAUUUAGGAUCAGUAAUAGGGUUUCAUUUACAUUUUAUUCGUAAGCCACUGAUAACCAUGCGCAUAGAUUGUUAUAAUUAAAGCAACGAAUCGAAAGAGCAGCAAAGAACAAAAUCAAGAACAAAUAAAUAAGACAUUACAAUACAUAGAAGAAGAAAAAAAAGUUAAUGGUGUAUUUGUUU
Messenger RNA from Anopheles funestus (African malaria mosquito), 9426 nucleotides. RefSeq names its product E3 SUMO-protein ligase RanBP2 (gene Nup358). The coding region runs from base 355 to 8931 and encodes 2858 amino acids. The record is from RefSeq and is a predicted model, not a curated record. The transcript is spliced from 7 exons. Gene Ontology annotation, cellular component: nuclear pore; cytoplasm. Gene Ontology annotation, biological process: nucleocytoplasmic transport. NCBI's taxonomy places the organism in Eukaryota, Metazoa, Arthropoda, Insecta, Diptera, Culicidae. Gene Ontology annotation, molecular function: GTPase activator activity; protein binding.